AUGUCGGCCGUCAAGAACCUCCGGGCCAUGUUCGAGCAAAAGGCCGACACGAGUCCCCCUGAUCGCGGAAGGUCUCCCGGUCUCUCCUCCAACGGCACCGAGACCCCUCCUCCUCCCGCCCGUCCCCUCUCCAAAAUCCGAACCAGCUUCGUUGCCAUUGAAAAGGACGGAAGAAUAGGUCUUCGCCGCGAUCCCAGCAACGAGUCGAGCCGCAGCUUGACCCGGCGGCUAAGCGGCCAUACCGAGGGCGAGGCAUCCGUGUCUGGCCUCUCGGAUAAGACCGUGGCCACCGAGGACACCUCUGGUGGCUACAAGACCAACAUUGUUGGCAGUCCCAUCCCAGAAUCCCCUCGCCGUUCGGACACGGACAAGCUCCCAAAUGGUUUUACACCUCGAGACUUGGGGGCCUUGACCGACCACCCAAGCCACAACCCCGAUAAGCAUGUCGAUGUAGAGACACCUACGCCAGAGCUUCUGCCCGGCGACCCGACACAGAAGUCUCCCGAAACCACCGCUACCAACGGCACUGCCCCGGCAAAGGCCCCAAAGACCGGAGCCACCAAAGACUCUACAAAGACUGCCAAGAAGGUCCCCGCCAAGUUGGCACCUCCCGCUACUAUCACGAGAGCAAAGACGCCCACGAGGUCUCCGAUUACUGCAAAGACGCCCACAACGGGAACUGCGGGCUCCAAGCUAAGUGCUCCCAAGCCCCAGCACGACACUUCCAAGAAGACGCCCGAGAAGACGGCGACAGCCACACCAAAGUCUGGUGCAAAGCCCGCUGGAUCCAACAAGAAGCCUACCCCGAUUCAGACUUCUCCCGGCGGCACGGGCUUUGUUAAGCCCAAGGUCAAGUCGCCCACAAAGCCCGUGAAGCUGCCUGCUUCCCUCAUGGCCCCGACUGCUGCGUCUGUCUCCAAGGUCAGGGAGACUCCCCGUGAGACCCUUUCACGCGCCUCUGGCAACCAGGGCCGCCCCGCUAGCAGAGCCAGCGCGACUGGUGCUGCAGGCCCCCACAAGACCCUGAGGCGUCAGAACUCGGUCAUCAACCGCGCCAGGCCCAGCAUCGGCCCGCCCCCGAAGAAGCCUCUUCAGGAUCACCCCAUCACCAAGAAGGACAAGGAGAUUGAUGAGAGCUUCUUGGCACGCAUGAUGCGCCCCACGGCGAGCUCCAGCUCCAAGCUGACGGAGAAGGCCCCCGUCACUCCUCCGAGAAGCCGGAGCGCGAGACCCAGCAGUGGCAAGAAGGCUUCUGCUUCAAGAAGCCCCAAGAGAGCCCUCUCUAGACCCGCAGCGUCUCGGACUGGAAGCCCCUUCACAACGAAGGAGGCUCCGAUCAAGCGGGCCGCGCCCGAGACCCCCAAGGCCGAGACGGCUGAGGCCCCUAGGACCCCUGAGGCCAAGGUUCCUGUCACGCCGGAGCCCAUCAUUGAGGAGGCCGUUGCCGAAACUAGCCCCGCAAAGGAGGCUGAGGUCGAGGCCCCCGUCGAGGAGCUUGUAGUCGUCGCCGAAGAGCGCGCCGAGGACCCCGAGCUGGACACCCUUGCUCAGCAGACUGUCGAGCUCUCGCUCAAGGAGGAAGAGGCUGAGGAUCAAGAGCUUAAGAGCCCUGAUGAAUUCGAAGAGCUCCUGGCGGACGAGAAGGACACCGCAGAGGAGAAGCCGGAGGCAGUCCCCGCUUCCAGCGAUGCGACCACAGAAGUCAAGACUGAAACCGCAUGA
Colletotrichum spaethianum is the source of this 1722-nucleotide messenger RNA. RefSeq lists its product as uncharacterized. The transcript is spliced from 2 exons. NCBI's taxonomy places the organism in Eukaryota, Fungi, Ascomycota, Sordariomycetes, Glomerellales, Glomerellaceae. The record is from RefSeq and is a predicted model, not a curated record. The coding region runs from base 1 to 1722 and encodes 573 amino acids.